This is a messenger RNA of Zophobas morio, 1376 nucleotides long. RefSeq names its product SWI/SNF-related matrix-associated actin-dependent regulator of chromatin subfamily B member 1 (gene Snr1). The record is from RefSeq and is a predicted model, not a curated record. The transcript is spliced from 4 exons. Gene Ontology annotation, biological process: positive regulation of pseudohyphal growth by positive regulation of transcription from RNA polymerase II promoter; chromatin remodeling. Bases 10 to 1215 code for a protein of 401 amino acids. Gene Ontology annotation, molecular function: transcription coactivator activity. Gene Ontology annotation, cellular component: nBAF complex; nuclear chromosome; npBAF complex. Lineage: Eukaryota; Metazoa; Arthropoda; Insecta; Coleoptera; Tenebrionidae.
CUGAUUGAAAUGACAAGUGACAGAACACAAAACAUAACCUGGAAACGUAGACGCCGAUUGAUCAAAAUCCAACAGUCGACAAAAAAGAAUCGAAUUGCAAUGGCAGUUCGAACGUUUGGCGAAAAACCCAUAACAUUUCAACUAGAAGAGAAUGGCGAGUAUUACUGUGUGGGAUCCGAAGUCGGCAACUAUCUACGCCUCUUCAGGGGGUCACUCUACAAGAAGUACCCUGGCAUGUUCAGACGCUCGAUCACCAACGAGGAACGAAAACGCUUAAUCGAACUAGGGUUAAGUCAGCACGUUUUGGCCAGUAGCGUAUCUUUACUUCGGGCUGCAGAAGUCGAAGAUAUCAUUGAAGGCAACGAUGAAAAGUACAAAGCAGUGUCCGUGCAUACCUCAGACCCCCCAAUGCCGCGUGAAAGCAAGUCAAAAAAGUCAAUGCAAUGGGUACCAUCUUUACCUAACUCGAGUCAUUUAGAUGCUGUACCACAAGCAACCCCCAUUAAUAGAAACCGCGUAGCUGCGAAGAAAGUGCGCACUUUUCCACUGUGUUUUGACGACACAGAUCCAGACCUUAAUGCCCAAAAUGCUUGCCAAGGUGAACUGCUGGUCCCAAUCAGACUAGAUAUGGAAAUUGAGGGGCAGAAGUUGAGAGACACUUUCACCUGGAAUAAAAACGAGAGUUUGAUCACCCCAGAACAAUUUGCUGAAGUUUUGUGUGAUGACCUGGAUCUGAACCCUCUAACUUUUGUGCCAGCAAUUGCCCAAGCUAUCAAACAGCAGUUGGACGCGUUUCCUGCUGAGCCUUCUGGAAUUAUAGAGGAUGGGUCUGAUCAAAGGGUUAUUAUCAAGUUAAAUAUUCAUGUUGGCAACACUUCUUUGGUUGAUCAGGUGGAGUGGGACAUGUCUGAGAAGCAAAACAAUCCAGAAGAGUUUGCUCUUACUCUAUGUUCCGAGCUUGGUUUGGGUGGCGAGUUUGUGACGGCAAUUGCUUACUCAAUACGGGGACAACUAUCCUGGCACCAAAGAACCUACGCUUACAGUGAAGCCCCUUUACCUACCGUGGAAGUUCCAUUCAGAACACCCAGCGAAAGCGACCAGUGGGCCCCAUUCCUGGAAACUUUAACCGACGCCGAAAUGGAAAAGAAAAUCAGAGAUCAAGACAGAAACACCAGAAGGAUCCGAAGAUUGGCAAAUACUACUCCCGGCUGGUAAAUUUCAACCAGGUUGGUAGUAUUCAUGUUAGAGUGAAAGCAUAAACCAAUAAAUGCAUUUUAUAUUUAUGAUAAAACAUAACGAGAUAAAAUCUAGAACAAAAACCAUAUACAAUUGGGAAUGUACAGACCAAUAUCAAAAAUAAAUAGCAAAAUAAUUUA